This is a messenger RNA of Diaporthe amygdali, 1866 nucleotides long. RefSeq lists its product as uncharacterized. The transcript has 2 exons. NCBI's taxonomy places the organism in Eukaryota, Fungi, Ascomycota, Sordariomycetes, Diaporthales, Diaporthaceae. The record is from RefSeq and is a predicted model, not a curated record. The coding region runs from base 1 to 1866 and encodes 621 amino acids.
AUGCAGCUCACAGAGACGGUCACUAUCAUCAACAAGUCGGGCAAGAUCAUUGGCAAUGGAAAGCACAUUGUCAACAUCUUCAAGGAGGCCAAGGCAGCCUAUCAGGACAAGAAGGCCUCUCUCAAGGCCGAACGCGCCGCUGCCGCCGAGCUGCGACCUGGUAUCAAGAAGGCCCAGACUUAUGCCGGCCCGGCCCCGUCCCAGUAUACCUAUGAGGACCAGGUUUACGAAGUGCCAGAACGCAGGCACUUCCUCUCAUACGAGGAGGGCAGCUACUACACCCAUGAGCCACGCUGCAUAGAUGAAGGCGACCGCAGGCGGUCCAUUGACGAUGCGAGGACUGAGGCGAGGUCCGUCGCCAGCUCAAAGAGGAGCCACGGCAGCCACAGGUCUCACAAAUCUCACAGGUCCAGGAGGACUACGCACGACGGUGAUGAUGCUAAGAGCACGCGCCCGCCCCUGACGGCGAGCAAUCUGCGCACCCACAGCGAGGUGUCGUCCAGCGCGCCCAGCCAGAUCACCGCUGUCUACCGCUCUCCCUACGCCGAGACGGCCCCGCGCGACAGCAUGAUGAUGAGCAGGCCGAACCUGGCGCGCGCCCCGACCGCGCCGCCAUCCACGAUGAUGACCAUGGAGCCAGCCCUCGUGCCGCGCCAGAGCUCCGCCAUGAUGCACCACGUCGCGUCCGAGUCGGACCUGUCGACGAUCAGGCCCAGCCAGCCACCACCUGGCGAGAAGAAGAAGAAGAAGAAGGAGAUCGACAUGAACCUUGCCUACGGCAACAUCCCGCCGGACCUGGCCUCCCGCACCGACCUGGGCCCCGUCACGCAGGCCGAGGAGGAGCGCGCACGCAUCGACGCCGAGUUAAAGAGGCAGCAGGAGGCCCGCACCCUCAUGAACCGCAUCGACACCCUCCUCGACGAGGCUGAGGCCGUCCAGCACUCGGCCACCAGCAUCAUCGACCACCUCCAGCGCAAGCCCGAGGCCGCAGCUGCUGUCGCACUGCUGCUUGCCGAGCUCAGCACCCUGCUCAAGACCCUGGGCCCCGGGUUCCUGAGCGUUGUCAAGGGUGGGUCCCCCGCCAUCUUUGCCCUGCUGGCCAGCCCCCAGUUCCUGGUAGGCGUGAGCGUCGCCGUAGGCGUCACGGUGGUGUGCUUCGGCGGUUGGAAGAUCGUCAAGCGCAUCAAGGAGGCCAAGGCCGUCGCCGCCGAGAAGGAAGCCAGCGCGCAGGCGUUCGAGAUGCAAGACCAGCCAAUGCCACGGAGCGGGCAGUCCGGCUUCGAGGCGGGGUCGAGGUACGGGGCGCCGGGCCCCGGCAGCGAGGACGACGCGCUCGUGCUGGAGGAGGAGCUGAGCACGAUCGAGACGUGGCGCCGCGGCAUCGUGCCGUCGGACGUCGACGACGAGGACCUGGCCCGGAGCAUCGCCGAGAGCGCCGACCUGGAGCUCAUCACGCCGGACGCGGCGCGCUCGGUGCGCGACGACGGGCGCUCCAUCCGCACCGUCAAGUCGCACCGCUCGUCCAAGUCGCACCGCAGCCACCGCAGCCGGAGGACCGAGGAUGGCGGCGACGACAUCGAGGUGCCGGAGCGCAAGAGCAGCCGGGCCAGUAAGGUUGGUACAGAUGCCGCCAGCGAGGCGGGCAGCGAGCGCAGCAGGAAGACGUCCCGGUCCAAGGCCACUACUGUGCGGACGAGCCAAACCAAGGCCAUCGAGGACGGUAGCAGGCAGCGGGAGGAGGACUCGCUCGAGUCGGUAUUCCAGCCUUCGCUUGGGAGCAGGAAGCCUAGUCUGCUCAAGACGCUGUUCAAGAAGAAGGCUCGCGAGGAUGGAAGGGAAAGCGUGGCUGUUUCUGUUGUGGCUUGA